UUGGCGGCUGUGCUAUGCAUGGCAAUUCACGCACACAAUUAUUUGAUAAAUUUUAAGUGAAAUUUCUGUUAAACAAUAAAAAAUUUAGUGAGAAAACAAAAACAGUGAGCAAUGAGUGCAAAUGGCAGUGUAAUCACCGAUUGGAAGCGGCUGUGGCAACUUGUCUCCGGUAUACACCAUGAAACACCGGAGAGCACUGUGCGCGAAGAAUUGCUGAAUGUAUCGAAGGAACUGCAAGACGGUGUGCUGCAAUUUCGCAAGCGUACAGCCUCUAAUGUGAAAUUGGAAGAUUUGCUGAAGGAGAAGAAGCAGCAGAAGUUACUGCCAUUUACACAGAAUUUGCAAGAGUUGUUGGACUUGGAGUCGCAACAAUGCUGGGAGAUACUCUGCUACUAUCUAACCAAUGAAUAUCGCGGCUCCGCCAGCUCGCUCGCAGCACAUAUUUCAUCGGAGAGUAAUAUGAGCAAACUGCUCGAUGAUAUUUGGGGUUAUUAUACGCUUGAACGCAUGAUCGUAUUGAAAAUCGUUAAAAAUUUGCUACUCUUCUACAAAACACCCAAUCAUCCAUAUCACACGCAAUACAAAGAGAUUUUGAAUAAAAUUACAUUGCCAAAACUACGUGAUUCGUACCUUAAUCAAUUAGAGCAACUCAUUAAUGCAUAUCCACCCAAUCAGCUGGCGAACGGUGAAUUUUUCGAUUAUCACACACGUCUGAUUGUCUGGUCGGAGGGCAAUGCACGUGAAAUCAACGAAGUACUACACAUCUUGCUACUGGUUUGUGAACAUUCACCAUUCGAAUUGAAGCAUAUAGAGAAACUAUUCGACUGUUUUCGACAACACACUUUUGGCAGACAACAAAGUUAUUUGGAUCUUGCUAAGCCACUACAUAAUGAGUUAAUGACACGUUUGGCGUACUCGGAGACCAUCUUGCUGUUGAAGUGUAUCGACUUGAGCGACGCAGCCUCUGCUUUAGCGCUGAAUAUUGUCGACUCAUUGGAUCAAGAAAUCAUACGUAUGUAUCAUAAUCCCGAAAAUGGUCCACUGCUGCUGGGUUGGAUGUUGCUGAAAAUGCGCUUUACAAAAGCCAUGGAGGACGCACAAGCUUUUCUGCCGUGCCAGCUGAUGGGUAAACGUGCCAUUGACCUGCGUUGUUUUGAGUAUAUGCACAAUCUGCUAACAAGCUCCAUGUUCAAGGAUGACAGCUUGGUGUCGCGCAUAGUGCGAAAGACUGUCUACAAUAUGCUUACGCACAUGUGUAAUUUCUUCGAUGGCGAUGGCUCGUGUGCGCGUCAUUCCUACAUAUAUGAAUUACUGAGCGAACUGCUAUCGUGGCCAACGCUAGCGAAAGAGUUUUGUGCGGAUGAAGAAAAAGGCGUACGCUCCUUGUUUAAUACACUACUGGAGACUUUCCCUGUAGAUUUUGUGCAUCUAUCAAUGCUGGCGAGUGCGCUUACCAAAGCGGGCAUGUCAAAUUUUAUAAAAACGCAGGUUGAAUCACUACCUAUAUACACGGACAUAUACGACGAAAGCAGUUAUCCUCUGCGCGCUAUCAACGAAGAAGACUACAUACUCACUACCGACAUAAAGCCAUUCCCACAUUUGGACUUCAUUAUCCCAGCAAAUACAACAGCGGCGAUUAUGUCACGUCCCGAAGGUUAUUGUGUGCAUUUUCGUGUCACACUCAAUUAUUUUGUGGUUCUACAUCACGAAAUUAACUGUUUACUCGCGGAGACGGUGCAGAAUCAGGGUGAUUGGUCGCAAAAUGAACGUGUGCGUCGCAUCAAUGCAGGUCUUGAGUAUCUACAGAAUGUGCUGCAACGCACAAAGUCGCUCAGCGCAAUCAGCGCGGAAAUGGUGCAUCCCACCGAGAUGUGUAUUGAUUUGCUGAAUAAGUUUAAGGCGGUGCCGCAGCCACCUGUGCAGAUGUUGGCCAAUUGCUUGAAUGUUUGCACGAUGCUUUUGCCUCUAGUAGAUGCGGAGAUUUAUGCACGUGUCGUACAUUUGCAUAUCUUGCCAGCCAUAACUAAUGAAACGCUCGAUAAUUACAAAGAAUAUGCGCUGGGUAUCUGCUUCGAUUCGCGUGUUGUUGGCACCUAUUUGAUUGAUGUGGAGAAGAAAUUAGAGCGCUACGAUUUUUUGAUAGCCUAUAUAGGAUUUCUGCGCACGUACACUAAGCUGCAACGCAACAACUUCUUCAAAAUCGAGAUACCCGGUUUAAUAUUUUUGCUGCGCGAAGUAUUCCCACACAUGCAUGCUUGGGGCUUUCAAUCACAAACGGAGCGACACAAAAUUUAUACCGAAAUUAUGGGUUUCGUAUGCGACAUAUUGGAUACGGUCACUAGCCUCGGUGAUAAGAAUGAAAAAAUCAACACGGAAAAGCAAUUCUUGCGCGACAUCUGCAUACAUAGUUUGUCGAAUAUCGAGAAUGGCAUGGUAUUAUUGCGUUUUGUCGCGCUUGGCAAUGCCUAUCUACAACACACCAUGGAAAUGGAGUCCAAUUGGAUGAUACAGCAGUCACAUGGCGUCGUGCUGCUUGUGCGUUUAGCCAUGCGCAUACUCAUGCAAUUGCUGCGCUUGAAACCGGCCACGCAAGAGACCAGCGAUUUGUCACCACUCGAAGCCUUGAUCUACACGCAGCCCAAGCAACGUGAUACGUUGCGCAUCAUACCGGUGGUAACAAGUUAUAUGAGCAACAUCUUCGAUCGCUGGCUGCCAAUACUGUCGUGUCGGCUGCUGCGACGCAUAGCGCUUGAAUUUAAUAUGUCUUUGUUAGCGUGUCUCGAUAUGGAACCAGACCAAAUACGUUUAACCUUCCUACAGCGUUUACCCGAUGAAUUGGAGAGCGAUUCGUUGAAGGUGGCCAUAUUGGAGCUGGUGGAGGCGUGCAUCGAAAAACAGCCCGGCGUGACGGAGGCAUUUUUCAAAGUCAAUGCCACGCAAGAGAAGCGUUUCUUGGGCAAGGAGGCUGGCGUGCAAAUCGCUGACAGCAUUUUAACUUUCUUAGAAGACUAUCUAGACGCUGUGGCAAAGGACUCGCAAAUGGUCGAACAUACAUUGCCGAGUAAAAUAAUGAAUAUUUUCCAUUCGCUCUGGAAGAAUGGCAUGCAGAGUCUGGUGGAAGAGCUCACGAAACGUCCGAAAUUUUGGACACAACUUUGCAAUCCGCUAUUCAGCACAUUGGGCAAAAAUGCGCGUGUCUACACGCAGCUGCUGAAUAUACUCUCCAUUGAAAUAUUCUCCACGCCACCUAAUGGUAACAGUGAAUUAAAGCAAGUUGUUUCGCGCUUCUUCGAGGCGUCGAAUUUUAAUAAGUGGCUUAAUUAUGUAUUUGACAUGCCGAAAACGCCCGCCGCAGAUCCGUAUUGCGCUGUAGAGCUGUUUACCGAAGACGUGCCCGAGUGGCUGUGUCGUCUGGCUGCUUUCAAGAGUUUUCUAAUAAUACUGCUGAAGAAGCAACCGCAAUUUGUUGAAGUGCCAUCCAAACAAUUGAAGAAGCUGGCCGAACAAACGCUUGUCACGCUCGUGGAUCGCGCUGAAUUCAUCGAAGAUUUGCGUCCAUUUAUCGUGCUCAGCGAACUGUAUCUCUUUGUGUUGCUCAGCUUCAAACUCUCGUACACAGACAGCCCCGAAGAGGAUGUGGAAAUGUUGAAACAGGUUAUUAAGCUGCUCAGUCGCCUCUCCUCAUGCUAUGAAGAUUUGCAUUUGCGCGCCAAAGAGGCGUGUCUCGCUUUUACUAUUAAAUGCGCCGACUUGCUGGCUGCUGAGUUGCUGAAUGACUCGGACGCCGCGUUGAAUUUCCUCUACUCGGUCGUAAGCAUUAUUUGCUCGGAGUUGCAAACUUUGGAAAAUAGCGCACGUGUAGAGAAGCAAGCCAAGCAGGAGCUGGAGAAUCUGCAGCAGACUUCAUCCAACUCACUCGUAUUGAGUUUCAAUCUACUCAAAACGGUGGCGAGCAUAUUUCACGAUGCCGGUCCCGGCAACUGGGAUUUGCCAUUCAUUGUCAAUAAAGUAUUCCAACGCUUGCUGAGCUGCGCCAGCUCCAUACUACAGCUGCAUAGCAAGCAAAAGCUCUCAGUCGAGCUGCUGGAUGUGCUUAUUGUCUUUGCGAAAGGCAAUUGCUCGGCGGAAUUCUUGCAUUGCGAUGUCGGCGACUAUUUGUGGCUGAAAUUGUUGCCACCAAAGGAGCUGUUGCAGUCCAAUUUCGCUGUGCUCGGUCAAACGAAGACAGAGGAGCAUGGCUGGACGGUGGAGAAAUGGUGGCCCAUCUAUACGCGUGGCAUUACCUUGGUCACUAUCUUGUUCGAGAAACACAAGCAUUACUUUGUGAAACACGCUUUGCAAUUUGUGGGCAUUCAUGAGGUAUAUUUGGUGGACUCAUUGCUGUUGGCCAAGCAGACUCUCGAACCGGCAGCGAUGGAGCUGAUCAAGAGUUCGGUUACUUUAGUGUCGAAUUUGGUGGAGUUCGAGACGCUGUGGCGUUUGGAACACUCGCAGUCGUUAUUCAAUUUGAUGCGUGCUGUACAAGUGCUCAUGGGUCAUGCCAUUUCAAUGUUUCACCAACCGAAGAAUCUGAAAUGUCUCAUAGCCGGACGCAACUUGCAAUUGGACAUACUAUCAGAUAUUGAGCGACCGGGUUUCACUGACGAAGUCAUCAGCGCCUUCAACAAUCUCAUUGAAAUCAUCACGCUGAGCGUGCAAUGCCUACAACGCUUCAGUCCCAAGCUGCUGGACUUGAUAUGCGCACCCGAAUUUUUGGUCAGCAAAUGGGAACCGAUUUUCGAAAUACAUUUUGGCGCGCCCAAAUUGAACGAGACCGCCAUAACGCUGACAUUUGGCACAGUACUGAGCAUUGUUGGUGUUUUUACGAAAGUACUCAACCUGCAAGGUCAUGGCUUCCACGAAGUGCCGCUCAACGUAUUACCCACCAGCAGGGAUGGCGCCAACACGCCACAAGCUAGCGGUACAACCGCGCUGGCACGCUCCCAGCGACAAUUCUCGAAAUCUGUCUCCAUUACAUCCGUUUCCUCAGCGAAUUGCCCACCUAACGAGCUGCUCACCAAUCUGGAUGGUGAACUCUGCCUGCUCGCACUCGAGCAUGUGCUAAUGCUGGCCGCCUCGCAAAGCAUGUUGGCGCUGAAAAAUCCCUACUUGCCGGCGCGCGAAAAACAAAUAGUGCGACGUGAGAUUAGCACCGAACUCUUGACAUUCCACGAAUUCGUGCGCAAGAAGGUGCUAAUCGAUCAUCGUGAGCACCGCGAAAUGUGGUACCGCCGCAAGCAUGGCUUGGUGUUUAUGGAAUUGAGCGGUACACCUGCUGGCAGCGCAACGGCAAGCAGUUCAGCAACAACAGCAACACGUCUGUCACCGACGCAGUCGGGUGCACGUCGCCACUCCAACGAUUUGCGUGUGAAUGUGGUGCGUCGUUUGCAUUUGCAACAAGAGCACAGUCGUCAGCACCACCAACAGACGCCCGCCGGCACAGCCUUCGAUAUGUCGCGUGUGAUUAGUCCGAUUGGCGCUGGUGGGCACGCGCAGCAGCAGCAGCAGCAGCAGCAGCAGCAGCAAACAGCGGUGUCUUCCACACCGCAGCUGCCACGUCCACCGCUGCGGCGUCAGGGCGAUCCCACAUCGUUGGGCAGUGAGGUUAAACGGAGCAGCGCCAGCAGAGAUGAAAUUGUUAAUGUUCAAGACGAUGAUGAGGUGGAAGUGCUGGAGGAAAUUCAAUAUUUUCCUCCUGAGGAGCCCAGCUACACGCCACUCUCCUAUGUGCAACUGGUGGAGGAGGAUUAUUUGCAUUUAAUGUCCAAUCUCUUUACGGUCAUCUGCCAAAGCGAUUAAAGGACAAUGCUUGGAAGUGUGAUUAUAUCGCAUGCUGCCUAUUUUCGGCGCUGCAGUUGGUUGUUACAACAAGCAGAAAUUAUUUAUAAGUACAAUUCUAAGUGUGUGUUUUUUUUUUUUUUAUAUAA
Messenger RNA from Bactrocera latifrons, 5966 nucleotides. It is a transcript of the gene Nup188, whose product is annotated as nucleoporin NUP188 homolog. Gene Ontology annotation, biological process: protein import into nucleus; RNA export from nucleus. The record is from RefSeq and is a predicted model, not a curated record. Gene Ontology annotation, cellular component: nuclear pore inner ring. Bases 112 to 5838 code for a protein of 1908 amino acids. Lineage: Eukaryota; Metazoa; Arthropoda; Insecta; Diptera; Tephritidae. Gene Ontology annotation, molecular function: structural constituent of nuclear pore. The transcript is spliced from 11 exons.